AUGAAUUCUCGAUUGAAUUUCCCUGUUCGCUCUGCGGAAGCGAGCUCAUCGGGGUUCCUCGAGGAGGGAGCUGUGCGCUCUUCGAUCCUUCUCCUGGAGCUACAAUCUCCUACUGAAGCGGCGUGGCCGGAUUUAAUGUCACGGUUGGAGAAGUUGAGGACAGGAGUUUUGAGACCUGUCACCGUCGUGAUUUCAAGCAAAGACCUAUCUUAUCUGGAUCGACCCGAUGUCGCAGGAUCAAACGUUAUCUUCUUUGACACCUCACUGGAAUCGUUGACUAGAGUGCAUCACGCAGAAGGUGGUGAGGGAACUGAUGGCGACAACCAAGCUGCAAACCAUGCUACAAGAGGCGUUCUGGCAGGGAACUCGACAACAAGGACUGUUAUGGCAACUGCCGAUUUCCAAGCAUCUGUCGGCCUCCCCCGUCGGGGCCGAUUCUCCAAAGAGCAGAUUCAGUUGAUUCGGGCGCAAGUGCGUGCUGCUCACCAGCAUGGACUGCUGGCACGGUAUACCGGCAUCCAAUGUCAUCCGCGACGAUUACGCAGGUUGAUCUUGCGAGUACUAGCUCAGGAAGGGGUUGAUUUAAUUGAGAAUGACCAGAAAGAUUGCGAGCGACCGUGGUGGAACUCGUCCUUGGGGGACGGUGAAGGUAGCAGAAGAGUACCUGGAUUUCUAGAUUAG
Molecule: messenger RNA, 681 nt
Organism: Aspergillus viridinutans
Lineage: Eukaryota; Fungi; Ascomycota; Eurotiomycetes; Eurotiales; Aspergillaceae
Exons: 2
Coding region: 1-681 (226 amino acids)
Source: RefSeq, a predicted model, not a curated record